AUGAAGACUAUAAAGAAGGAGUCAACUCUCUCCUAGAUUUCAUACCAGAGUACUAAAGCUGAAAGAGAUAUUCUAGAGAGAAUAACUAGCCCCUUUAUAGUCAAGUUACAUUUCGCCUUCCAAACUCCAAAGAAACUAUACUUUGUAAUGGAUUUCCUAAAUGGUGGAGAGCUAUUUUAUCACUUGAAGCUUGAGGGAAGAUUCACUGAAAUGCGCACAGCUUUUUAUGCAGGGGAAAUACUGCUAGCUCUAGAGUGCCUCCACUCUAAUGGGAUUAUAUAUAGAGAUCUGAAGCCAGAAAAUGUGCUGCUUGAUUCGGAGGGGCAUAUUAAGCUGACAGACUUUGGUUUGAGCAAACAAGGAUUAAUAGGUAAUGGGAAUACAUAUACUUUUUGUGGUACUCCUGAAUAUCUGGCCCCUGAAAUUGUGAGAGGCAAGGGACAUAAUAGAUGCGUCGAUUGGUGGAGUCUGGGCUUAGUUAUCUAUGAAAUGUUGUCAGGGGUGAAUCCAUUCAAAGUGAGGAAUAAGAAUAAAUUUGAGAAGUUGCAAAUGAUAUUGGAGGACAAUAUAAUAAUGCAGCCUCAGUUUUCUGAAAAUGCUACAUCAUUAAUUCAAGGAUUAUUAUAGUAAAAGCCGAAGAACAGACUGGGAUUUAAUGGUUCAAAUGAAAUACGAAACCAUCCGUUCUUCGAUAACAUUGACUGGGACCUACUUGCUGAUAAAUAAGUGAAACCCCCAUUCAAGCCAAGAGUAAUGGGUGAAAGUGACAUUAGUAAUAUUGAUAGAGUAUUCACCCGUGAACCACCUUAAGAAACACCUGAUGAUAGCAGCUAGAAAUAUAUUAAAGAUCUUAAAUUCGACAACUUUACCUAUGUGCAAGAAAACUACUCAUUAGACGUCACACUUUGA
Molecule: messenger RNA, 909 nt
Organism: Stylonychia lemnae
Lineage: Eukaryota; Ciliophora; Spirotrichea; Sporadotrichida; Oxytrichidae
Source: the annotation of a GenBank genome assembly